Messenger RNA from Colletotrichum navitas, 851 nucleotides. RefSeq lists its product as uncharacterized. NCBI's taxonomy places the organism in Eukaryota, Fungi, Ascomycota, Sordariomycetes, Glomerellales, Glomerellaceae. The transcript has a single exon. The coding region runs from base 479 to 745 and encodes 88 amino acids. The record is from RefSeq and is a predicted model, not a curated record.
CAAACCCGCAGAGCUCUUUGCUAACCGACCGGUCAUUCCAGACGACGAUCCAUCACCCGUCAUUGCCACGGCCGGGGCCGUCACCAAGGGUAUCUGUCGACAGUGCCCCUCCCUCUCUUCACUUCUUCGCCACCACCAAAACCACCACCGCCAGUAUCUUUUCGCCACGUCUCAACUAAAAACAACUCAAUAGCUCAUAUCGCUGCCGACUUUGCCGCCUGGACUUCACAUCUUGCAAUGCACUUUUUCGCCACGUCAAACAACAAACAGCCUGACUGCCAACCAGCCCUGCUGCCCUCCAAGACGCCCGGUGACGCGCUUGGAGAACUGCCAGCUGCUGCAUCAUAUUAAUUUUUUCCUUCUUUCCCCUUUUUCAGGCACCUUUCACCCACCAAGACCUUGAUCGGAUGCUCGGACGAGGAAUGUAGGAAAUGGCUCCAUGAACAUUGCCUUUGAGAAGAUGCCUUGACGCGAACGUAUGAGCGACAUCAAGGAGAAGAAGCUAGGCGACAGCUUCGACAGACGUGCCGACGUUGAACGAACAAUUGAUGCGAAGCCCAGCGGUGCGCCGGAGGAAACAAAUGGACAGCCUGUGGCGGAGGGGACACCUGCGGAUUCUGGACAAGCGUGUCCCGCAACCGCCAACGACUUUUGCCACGCUGUCUGCGUAGGAGGUGAUGGGUAUACGUUUUCCUCACUGUGUUAUAAUACUCCGUAUAUGCACCUGUGUAACAUCAGGGACUAGUCGCCUUGGCCGGAAUGAAGUUGAAAACACGGCUUGGUUUCGCUUUUUAUUAGAGGAUUGGUUCUUCUCGGCAGUUCACCUCAAUUAAUCACCAACUAUCUCGCCU